UCCCACUCUCAUCAAAUCUCUCGCAGAAGAAGUAGAACCCUUAAACCUUAUCCCUUCCAAAGCAGCCAGCGAGAUAGCUUUAGCCUCGAGCAAACUAAUCUCAAAAGCUAAAAGCCAUGUCUGCCUCCGCUUCCUCCGUUUCCUUGUCUUCCUUCAACCCUAAAUCCCUUCCUCUCUGCGUUUCCAGGUCCUCCUCCUCCGUCUCCGUCUUGCCUCCUUCCCUCUCCUUCAAACUUCACUCCCACCAUCUCCUCUCUAUCUUCGCUUCCUCCUCCUUGAAAUGCUCUGCUCCCGCCGAGUAUCCGUCCCGUUUUGUCAGGAACGUUGCCGUUUCCUCGGAUUUCGAGGUGGAGGAAGACGACAUGUUCGCCGAUGAUGACUCGCCGCCGGCGCGCAGCUCCUUCUCCAAUGACCUCAAACUCUUCGUCGGUAACCUUUCCUUCAGUGUUGAUAGCGCUAAGCUCGCUCAGCUAUUCGAGAGCGCCGGAAAUGUUGAGAUGGUUGAGGUAAUCUAUGACAAGGAGACUGGCAGAAGCAGGGGUUUUGGGUUUGUGACAAUGUCCAGUGCAGCGGAAGUUGAGGCGGCAGCUCAGCAGUUCAAUGGCUAUGAGUUUGAAGGCAGACCAUUGAGGGUUAACUCUGGCCCUCCUCCACCUAAGAGGGAGGAAUCUUUCUCCAGAGGACCAAGAAGUGGUGGUUACGGUUCUGAGCGUUCCAGCUACGGUUCUGAACGUUCAGGUUACGGGUCUCAACGUUCAGGAGGACGUUCUGGUUACGGUUCAGAACGUUCCAGCUACGGUUCCGGGUCAGGUUCGGGCUCGGGUUCAUCAGACCGGGUUUAUGUUGGCAACCUUUCUUGGGGUGUCGAUGACAUGGCUCUUGAGAGCUUGUUUAGUGAGCAAGGAAAGGUUGUUGAGGCUAGAGUCAUUUACGACAGGGACACUGGCAGGUCCAAGGGUUUUGGGUUUGUGACGCUCGGCUCUCCUCAAGAGGUCACAAAAGCCAUCAAUUCUUUGAAUGGUGCUGAUUUGGAUGGAAGGCAAAUUAGAGUCUCGGAGGCUGAGGCUAGGCCACCAAGGCGCCAAUUUUGAGUGUCCACGCCAACUUUACGUUCUAAAAUAAAUGCAGAUUCUGGAGGGUACUUCGAAGCACAUGGGGUUAGUGAGACAAAGGCGGUUUCAGACAGUAACUAAGCUAACUGCUGCUGCACUCUAAGGCUUUAAUGCUUGAAGGUCGUAAAGGAAUGAUCUGUUUUUUUAGAAUGAUUAGAUUAAAGCAGAGACCCAUGUUUCUUGUCCUGAAUCCUGCGAUUGAUUGCUUCAGUUUGCAUUUUCUUCUUAUCUCUCUUUUUUUUGUGUGGUAUUUUGACAUUUGGCAUAUGAGAGUAACUGUAGCAGUGUGUUUUGUUUAAUGUUUUUGAUAUUCUGUUCUUAAAAAAAAAAAUUUCCAA
Molecule: messenger RNA, 1450 nt
Organism: Eutrema salsugineum
Lineage: Eukaryota; Viridiplantae; Streptophyta; Magnoliopsida; Brassicales; Brassicaceae
Product: 29 kDa ribonucleoprotein, chloroplastic
Exons: 5
Coding region: 117-1091 (324 amino acids)
Cellular component (GO): cytosol
Molecular function (GO): mRNA binding
Source: RefSeq, a predicted model, not a curated record